AUGUGUGGAGGACCACACCUUCCGUUUGUGUGCCCUCAGUUGAUAGGGUACAAGAGGUGUAACCUUUGUAGGAGGGAUGGCCAUUAUGCCAGAGACUGCCCUACGGUUUGGAGGAUCGGACCACCACCACCACGUCCAGCGGGCAGAGCUAUUCAAAGAGGUGGUGCCAGACCACAGGCUGCAGGGAGAGUUUACGCAUUGACGGGAGCCGAGGCAGCCAACGUAGGUAACUUGAUUGUCAGCACCUGCUUAUUGUUUGGAGCAUCUUGCGUGGCGUUAUUUGAUUCUGGAGCGACACACUCUUUUGUGUCAAAGGUUUGUGUGAAGAGGCUUGGGUUAGCAGUCAGAGAGCUCCAGUAUGAUCUGGUGGUUUCGACACCAGCAGCUGGGUUAGUCAGGACGUCCACAGUGUGUGCCCGAUGUCCUAUAGAGGUCGAGGGACGAAGGUUCAGGGUGAACCUUAUCUGCCUACCUUUACAGGGACUAGAGGUUAUUCUAGGGAUGGAUUGGUUAGCCAUCAAUCGCAUUCUUCUUGAUUACGGAAGGAAGAAGCUCAUCUUUCCUAAUGACGACGAAGUGGCACUUUUGACACUUAGCAUGAUUGUGCAAGACAUCUCGGAUGGCGCGAGGAGACCAAAGGAUGAAUAUGCAGGUGGUGAAUGA
Vigna radiata var. radiata (mung bean) is the source of this 663-nucleotide messenger RNA. RefSeq lists its product as uncharacterized. The record is from RefSeq and is a predicted model, not a curated record. NCBI's taxonomy places the organism in Eukaryota, Viridiplantae, Streptophyta, Magnoliopsida, Fabales, Fabaceae. The coding region runs from base 1 to 663 and encodes 220 amino acids. Gene Ontology annotation, molecular function: nucleic acid binding; zinc ion binding. The transcript is spliced from 2 exons.